GUAGAGAUAGGCCUUAACAGCUAAAUUUCAUGCACCAUAGUUGUUGAAAAUUAACUUGUCGCCGUCACCUCCCGUUUAAAAUUAACGUGGAAAGUAAUUUUCACGUUGGAAAAUCUAAAGCAUACAGCAAAACGUCCCCUUCGCCUCCUUGCAUUAGCCAUUGCCUCCCUGCCUGUUUGUCCUUUCCAAGCUUCGAGUACACCAACAACACUUUGCGCUAGUAACAAUCAUCGCCUCCUCUUAAUUACAAUUUAACUACUACUCGUGUUCUGGGAUCAAAAGUAGGGGAGAAACAAGAAACAGAUUGGAGCAACACACCAGUAAUACGGACUAGGGAGACCUGGGUCUGGAGAUUUUGGCCGCUACCUGCAUCUCCACGUCGCCGUCGCAAUCAAGAUCAUUAUUUCUCUCCUCCUUCCUUGUCCCUGCCCAAACCCAAGGUUGCGUUCUUGCAAAUCGCCUUGGCUUUGCCCUAAGAUUCGCCAUCCAGCGCCCUCGCUGGAAUCGUAGGCGCUGAGGUCUCGAGGCGGGCGUCGCCUGUCUCGUGAAUCCCCUCCGGUCUCUUGUUUUCUUGCGAGGAUUCGGCCUGAUUUAGAGGGAAUUGUCGGUCUCGGUCCCGUUCUGCUCGCUCGGGACAGACAAUUCGGGGCAGUUCCGAAGGGUUUUGCAGGAAAAACUAGGUCUUUCUUGCCAUUCGCUUGAGAUCGUCCACGUACCGCAAUUGAGCCUUUGAACCUGUGCUCCUAAUCAUCCUGGAAUGCGCUUUGCGCCUACCUUGUAAAAGAUUGAGAAAUUUAGGGAGCAUUUGAUUCGAGGUCUUCCCGUGUGCGCUCAAGAAAAGGUGCUGUGCCGUGAAGGCCUCAUCUUGGGCAUCCAUGGGGUUCCUCAGCCUUGUGUGCAACUCCUUUGGGUGCUCUGCUUCCGGUGAACGGCUCGUGUCAGCUGCCCGCGACGGCGACCUUCAGGAGGCGCGUGCGCUCCUCGAGUACAACCCUCGCCUUGCCCGGUACUCCACAUUCGGUGGCCGCAACUCACCGCUGCAUUAUGCUGCCGCGCAGGGACAUCAUUGGAUUGUUUCUCUAUUGCUUGAAUCCGGCGUCGAGAUCAACCUUAGGAAUUACAGGGGGCAGACCGCUUUGAUGCAAGCAUGCCAAUAUGGCCACUGGGAGGUUGUUCAAACACUGAUGCUUUUCAAUGCAAAUGUUCACAUGACAGAUUAUCUCAAUGGUGGAACUGCUCUCCAUUUUGCUGCACUACAUGGUCAUGCCCGAUGCCUUCGUCUUGUGCUCGCAGAUUAUGUGCCAAGCACACUGAACUUCUGCACCUUCAUAAAUCAUAGAUCCUCUAAAGAAGAUUCAGCUGCUGAUUUUGAUCAUGAUGCUUUGGACAAGAUGGUAAAUCAGAAGGCGGAUGGAGGCGUAACUCCACUGCAUAUGGCAGCGUUAAAUAGGCAUGUAGAGUGCGUGCAGUUGUUACUGGACUUAGGAGCGUCUAUUUCCGAAGCCACUAUUGAGGAUGGAACGACCAUUGACUUAAUAGGAGCUGGUAGCACCCCACUUCAUUAUGCUGCUUGUGGUGGAAAUGCUGUCUGUUGUCAACUUCUUAUUGCUCGAGGAGCCUGCAUUACUGCACAAAAUGCUAGUGGAUGGACCCCAUUAAUGGUCGCUCGUUCAUGGCAAAGAAAUUCUGUUGAGGAAAUUCUAAGUAACGAACAAGAGGGGCGAAUACAUACUCUUCCUUCUCCUUAUCUGUGUCUUCCACUUAUGAGUAUCAUGAGCAUUGCCAGGGAGUGUGGAUGGAGCUACCUAAAUCCGUCACCUGUUUGUAUUGACCCCUGUGCUGUCUGCUUAGAAGGGAGCUGCUCUGUUGCUGCGGAAGGCUGCAAACAUGAAUUCUGCACAAGAUGUGCUCUAUACCUUUGUUCAACCAGCUACACAUCAGUGAACCCAGCGGGCGCAAUACCAUGUCCUCUCUGUAGACAUCCAAUCAUCUCUUUUGUCACUCUUGCUGGCACGAGCCCAAUAAGAGAGCCACCAAGAAACAGCCUUUCAUUGUCAUUUUGCACGACAUGCCCAGCAGUGAACUGUGAUUCUACUCCCUCAAUCACCGCCCAUCUGUACCGGACUGAGUUCCAGUGUGGAUGCAUGGCACCGAUGGGCUCGUCCUCAUUCCGCUCGCUGAGCUGCCAGAGGAUGCCGGCAAUGAAACUUAAUCCAUCAUUUUGUAUGGGUGCCAUGGAUACAAAUCCCUGCCUCAUAAGGUGCUCAAGAUUCGGGUCUAGCUUGCGGCGGUCAGCUUCCCAAGGAGAGACCAGGAGAAGAGCAUGGUCUCUAACCUUUAACCCAAUUGUUGCUACUGGCAGCUGAUACAGUCAAUAAAUAUCGCAUUUCCUCAGUUUUGUGCCCAUUUUGAGCUCUUUUUUGCCUAUUCUUUGGUUGGUUUCGUCUGAUGUUCGCCGUUGUGAUAAUGAACUCGCCGGUCCCAACUCCUUGUUGAUAUCAAAAGCAACAUGUAACUACCUUGGUUUGUAAAUUUGUUGUAUAUUUCGGGAAGCAAUAUGAAAUGCAGAGGCGCCAAUUUUUCAAUA
Messenger RNA from Phragmites australis (common reed), 2587 nucleotides. RefSeq names its product probable E3 ubiquitin-protein ligase XBOS32. The coding region runs from base 876 to 2366 and encodes 496 amino acids. The record is from RefSeq and is a predicted model, not a curated record. The transcript is spliced from 11 exons. Lineage: Eukaryota; Viridiplantae; Streptophyta; Magnoliopsida; Poales; Poaceae. Gene Ontology annotation, molecular function: protein binding.